Molecule: messenger RNA, 1677 nt
Organism: Pestalotiopsis fici W106-1
Lineage: Eukaryota; Fungi; Ascomycota; Sordariomycetes; Amphisphaeriales; Sporocadaceae
Exons: 10
Coding region: 1-1677 (558 amino acids)
Biological process (GO): lactate catabolic process
Cellular component (GO): mitochondrion
Molecular function (GO): D-lactate dehydrogenase (NAD+) activity; FAD binding; D-lactate dehydrogenase (cytochrome) activity
Source: RefSeq, a predicted model, not a curated record
AUGUUUCGCACAGCAAGUUUUUCGGUGCGCAAAGCUGUGUCAAGAGUUCGCCCAAGGAUCUCGGAACCAUUUUGGAGCCCAGCCAGCCGUGUACAAUGGCGCCUAGCGUCUCUGCAUGUUAAACGUGCCGGGGGCCGAUCUCUGCUCCCAGGUGUUGCGCUUGGUGUUGCUGGCCUGGGUGUCGGUGGCCUGAUUGUCGCAUCGAUGACAAUGGUCAAGCCAGAUGUGAUUGAGUACGCAAAUAGAGACACCAUGUUAAAGGCAGCACGUGAGAUCGAGACUCUACUGGGCAAAGACGGCAUCAGCUAUGAUGAGAGCGUCAUCGAGGCUCAUGGCUACUCUGAUUGGUCUACAUCCAACUCUACAGGCCGGCCCAUAGCAAUCGUCUAUCCAGAGACUACCGAGCAAGUCUCAAGCAUUGCCAAGAUAUGCCACCACUAUGAUACACCAAUGAUUCCAUUCGGCGCCGGAUCCUCUGUUGAAGGCAACUUCUCUUCGCCAUACAGUGGAAUUUGCGUGGAUUUUGUCAACAUGGAUAAAGUUAUUGAAUUUCAUCCCAAUGACAUGGAUGUAGUGGUACAGCCCGGAGUCAAUUGGAUGAACUUGAAUCAGCAAAUCAAGGACAGUGGAUUGUUUCUCCCACUAGAUCCAUCGCCUACAGCUAGUAUUGGGGGUAUGGUAUCAACGAAUUGCAGUGGGACCAAUGCCUUUCGUUACGGAACCAUGAAAGAUUGGGUAAUCAACCUUACUGUGGUACUUGCCGAUGGUCAGAUUAUCAGGACCAGACAUCGACCAAGAAAGACUUCGGCAGGUUAUAACUUGACAUCUCUGUUCGUUGGAGCUGAAGGCACAUUGGGUUUCGUUACCGAAAUCACCGUCAAGCUUGCUGUCAUCCCGCAAGACACAAGUGUUGCUAUCGUUUCUUUUCCCACAAUCAAGGAAGCCGCAGAAGCUGCCACUGGCAUCAUUCGAUCGGGACUACAGUUGGCAGCCCUGGAGCUGAUGGAUGAAGUGCAAAUGUCCGUCUUGAACAAGCAUGGCAGUGAGGCUGUUCGGAAACGGAGAUGGGAUGAGAAUCCCACGUUAUUUAUGAAAUUUUCCGGAACUACUGCCGCGAUUGCUAGUGACAUCUCACGGGUUGAGACCAUCGUCAAGCCUUUCAAUGCUGGCCAGUUCUUCUUUGCCAAGACCAAGCAAGAUGAGGUGGACUUAUGGUCUGGCAGGAAAGAAGCUCUUUGGACGAUGGUGUCUAUCAAACCGGAAGGCUUUAACCUCUGGUCUACCGAUGUAGCGGUCCCUAUUUCUCGGCUGGCCGAGAUCAUUAAUGCAUCAAAAGAAAAUGCCAGCACGCUUGGCCUUUUUAAUAGCAUCGUAGGUCACGUUGGCGAUGGCAACUUCCAUCAAGCUAUCAUGUACGACCCAAAGAAUGAAUCACAAACAAAUUCAGUCGCAGCGUGCGUUCACAAGAUGAUGGACCUUGCGAUAGAGAUGGAGGGAACUGUUUCAGGCGAGCAUGCCAUUGGUUUGGGGAAAAAGGCUUGUCUGGUUGACGAGUUGGGACUUGAUACAAUCAACUUGAUGAAGACUAUCAAGAAGGCAGUCGAUCCCAAAUGGCUUAUGAACCCCGGUAAAGUAUUUGACUUGCCGAAGAAUGCCAAGGCGCUCGCUGCACCCUGA